AUUGUUGCGGGGGAUGCCGGAGCAGCAGAGCUUUUCGACAGCUGCUGGACGACUACGCGAGAGAAGCAGGAAGUUGUCCGAUGGUUGCUUUUUGCAGACAAUAAAGCUUCGAAUCACUGACAUUUUUUGCUUUUGUCGUUAAAGACGAUGCAUUCGAGUUCCGCAAGCGUGCAAACUGGCAGCUCGCCCCCGUCUCCGGUGGACAGCAGCCCCAGGAGGCUGUCGUGGGGCAAUCUGGUGCAAAAGCUGACCGACAGCAUGGAGUCCAGGUCCAACAACAGCAGCAGGAGCGACCUUUCGGACUCCGUGUCCGAGGUGUCUGAGGAGGACCUCUUCUACGACCCCACGGAGGCGGCCAUCCUGAAGGAGGUGGUGCAGCUGAUCGAGCGCAGCCUACGCGAGGCCAAGGACUCGACGUGCGCCCUGCGCUGCGCCAAGCUCCUCAUCCCCGACCGCCUCCUGGAGCGCAUCGGGGGCGAGCUCCUGCACCUGGCGGCCAGCGAGCCGUGCGGCCUGCGCGGCGCCCUGGUGGACCUGUGCGUGGAGCGGGGGCCGCAGUGCGAGAGCGUGGCGCAGCUCUCCGCGGACCCCUACCUGGUGCCCACCUUUCAGCUGACUCUGGUGCUGAGGUUGGAGUCUGGCGGGCUGUGGCCUAAGAUCCAAGGACUUUUUAGCUCCAGAUCGCCGGCGGGGAGGCAAGCUAUCAAGCUGAGCACCGGAUUCCGCGUCAUUAAGAAGAAACUGUACUGUUCCGAGGAGCUGCUGAUUGAGGAAUGUUGAAGAUGACUGUAACCUAACAACGAAUGAUGUCACUAUGGUACAAGCGAAGCAUUCUCAAGCAAGUGUGUACCUCAGUUUCUAUGGAAACCGCCCAAAUGGCAGCUACAGCUAUACGGUUAUGAGAUGAAAACAAACACACACAAAAACUACAUCAUUUGACAUAACAGCUUCUAGUCAAACGUCAUUCCAUACCUCUGUGGACAAUUAUUUAUUUGAUAUUCAAAUACUCAUAUGACAUUGCACUUUGUUUGCACGUUUUGUUUUGCUUUUGUAUUUUCACAGCUGCAAAAAAAAAUAAAUUAUUUUUUUAACAA
Phycodurus eques (leafy seadragon) is the source of this 1094-nucleotide messenger RNA. It is a transcript of the gene ddit4, whose product is annotated as DNA-damage-inducible transcript 4. Gene Ontology annotation, biological process: negative regulation of TOR signaling; apoptotic process; response to hypoxia. The coding region runs from base 148 to 780 and encodes 210 amino acids. Gene Ontology annotation, molecular function: 14-3-3 protein binding. Gene Ontology annotation, cellular component: cytoplasm. The transcript is spliced from 3 exons. The record is from RefSeq and is a predicted model, not a curated record. Lineage: Eukaryota; Metazoa; Chordata; Actinopteri; Syngnathiformes; Syngnathidae.